This is a messenger RNA of Numida meleagris (helmeted guineafowl), 1838 nucleotides long. RefSeq names its product BLOC-1 related complex subunit 7 (gene BORCS7). Gene Ontology annotation, cellular component: BORC complex. The coding region runs from base 41 to 361 and encodes 106 amino acids. The transcript is spliced from 5 exons. The record is from RefSeq and is a predicted model, not a curated record. NCBI's taxonomy places the organism in Eukaryota, Metazoa, Chordata, Aves, Galliformes, Numididae.
AUUCCGUAGCGCGGCCGUGCGGGGGGCGGGGCGCGGCAAUAUGGCGGCGGGGGGCGCGGCGGAGGCCCAGGCGCGCUUCGGGCACUCGGUGAAGGGGUUGCUGACCGAGAAGGUGACGAGCUGCGGCACCGACGUGAUCGCCCUCACCAAGCAGGUGCUGAAGGGCUCCCGCAGCGCCGAGCUGCUGGGCCAGGCCGCCAGGAACAUGGUGAUGCAAGAGGACGCCAUCCUGCACUCCGAAGACAGUCUAAGGAAAAUGGCCAUAAUAACCACGCACCUGCAGUACCAGCAGGAAGCAAUUCAGAAGAACGUGGAGCAGUCGUCAAACCUGCGGGACCAGCUGAGUCACUUGCUGAAAUGAAGCCUAGCUGAAGGCACAGGACUUCUCCACUGGCACUGAGGGCAGCCAGAUGUCCUUUUCCUCCUGGGCCUGGGGCUCAGACCUAUGUCUGGAUAGUGCUGGAUGCCAGCUGGGAUAUGUGCAGAGCGCACAUUCCUGAGCGUGCAGGCACCUCUCAAGUGCUCCCAUCCACAUCUCUGUGUCUAGAACACUCUCCUGAUUCCCUACGUUUAACUGGAACCUUAGCAGAAACUUCACAACGGUUCCUGUGUUCCCGUUCUUUCCAUGUGUAGUGUGAGGUGCUCAGCCCAUGCCUGUAUCUCAGCGCCUGCAUUGUUCAGCUGAUGGCCCUGUGUUUGAAAUGCUUUACCAGCCCAGGAUGCAGCACGUGCUGCCUGUCCAAAGCCUUUUGUCUGUCAUGUCCACAGUAGGAUGAUUUUUCUUCCCAUCUCUGCUCAGUGAGUAGCCGUCUCCUGUAAGAUGAUGGAAUACUUAGCUAGCGAUUUACAGUGAUCGUAGAGCUGGGGUUUUCAUACAAAAUAAACCCCCCCAAAUAAAUAUAUAAAAUAGACCUGUGGGUUUUAAGUACAGAUAACUACAGCUUGACACUGUACCUUAUUUAGACACAGAGAUGAUGGGUGCAGUUUAUUUAGGGCAUGUUAAUCAGUGGGACCUGUAAGUGGCUGGGUGGAUGUCGAGGUGCUUCAGUGUGGACUGAGGUGCCUGUUGCAGAGCAGAAUUUCAGAAAGCGCGAAUCUGGGCAGGCAGCUCUGUCCCUGGGCCAGCUGGACGUGGCUUGGCGAGCAUCCUGCUCUGAGGUUAUCUUACUUUUUCCUAAGCCAGAGUUUGGAACGUCAUCUCUUUGCCAGCCCAUCUGCACUGCUUUCGGCCUUCAACUGCAUUCCUGUUCUGGUUUGCUCCUCCAGUUCUUGAUUAAGCAGCCUUGAAUGUGCUGUGUAUCUGUCAGAUUGGGAAGGUGUCCAGAGACACAGCUGGGACGUGGGCAGUGACAGGCAAAAGAAUGUCAGGAGCCAGUGCAUUCGGUUCUGCAUUGCUCUGUGCUGAGGACUUAGUGUCUGGUCUCCUGUUUGCUUCCCAGGUAGCGAGAUGAAGUGCAGACUAUAAAUACUAUGCCUUGUUUUUCUCGAGUCUCUUAUCUGGAGCACUUGGAGCACACUGGAAGCACUUGUUUGCCCAAGUGUGCUUUUCAUCAGCUGAUAGGACAAGAGCGAGGAUCAGCCUGCCACAUUCCUGCAGUGUGGUUUUGCUGGGGCACAGUGCCACGUGGCUCUACCCUUACCACUCUUCUUCCAGAACCGCUGCCUGCCUGCCUUCACCUUGCAGCACCCAAUCUGUGUCCCCGUCCAGAUGUCCAGUGGUACUGUUAGCUUUUCCUCUGUGCUGCGCCUCUGCUCAGACAUGAACACAGCCACAGAGGUCAUGGAGAACUGCAGUUAUUUGCUUUGUUGUUAUAAAAGCUUGGUUUUCUACACCUGAA